Molecule: messenger RNA, 969 nt
Organism: Corticium candelabrum
Lineage: Eukaryota; Metazoa; Porifera; Homoscleromorpha; Homosclerophorida; Plakinidae
Exons: 4
Coding region: 321-788 (155 amino acids)
Source: RefSeq, a predicted model, not a curated record
AGCAACAUGUUGCUCUUCUUCCCACUGGUUUUUCUCUCUACUACGUCAGGCCAAGCCGGCUUCAAUUUUGGCAUGAAUCCAGGCUUUCCGAGCUUUGGAGGAAACUCUGACGGUGGCAUGCGCUUGCAAUCUAGAGGCAACACCAACUCCAAUUUUAGAGGAAAGUAUACAACUACAUGUCUAUUCAACUUUUUGGCAAGACUUCCUAGGGGUUUAAAACUACACAUUCUAUAGGUGUUGAAAGAAUCUUUAACGCAGCCACAAAGAGACUUGCCGUUGACGCGAAUGCUAACGGUAACAACAGUCCUAGAUUCAAUUACAUGAAUGACAACAGCAGACAAGGCAAUACGGGGAUCAAUUUUCGACGGCCAUUUUCAGGAAUACAAAACUACGUUCAUCGUGAAGCUGCUUUGGGAAAAUACAAUCUACUCCACGAUCUGCGCUAUUUGCAAAAAACCGUUGGAUCUCGUCACCCGGAAAUGUUGAAAGUCAACAUAUCAGAAGAAUCACCGCUCGGCGAAUAUUCCACUGCCAAUCUGAUUGGAGAUCUGCGUGCAAUUGAAAAAUCACUAGCACAAGCUUUCCCGCCUAUUUGCAAAUUCAUACGAUUGCUGACUAGCAUUACACCAUCCUUUUCUCCAACCGACUUACCAACGGCAAGCGUCAGCCCCUCCAACAAGCCUCUUGCUUUGUCUAGACAAGAUCUAACUGUUCUGAAGGCCUUUGCAGCAAAGGUCGUCUACACAAAGAUGACACUUUCACAGAGAGAGGAGUCGCCAACUGCAUGAACUAACACUAGGCUCAGACCUUAAAGCGGUAGUUUUAUGCUUGCUCGGCGUAGCUGCAUCAUUGGUGUGUGUCUUUUUGGUGGAUAUGCUGUUUUGCUUGACUGCUUGCUUGCUUGCGUAACAAAGAGUGCAAUUCAAUACAGUGUAAAUGCACGAUGGCCUUGAAUUCCUAACAUGCACU